This is a messenger RNA of Coprinopsis cinerea okayama7#130, 2091 nucleotides long. RefSeq lists its product as hypothetical. The transcript has 8 exons. Gene Ontology annotation, molecular function: transmembrane protein transporter activity; protein binding. Bases 1 to 2022 code for a protein of 673 amino acids. NCBI's taxonomy places the organism in Eukaryota, Fungi, Basidiomycota, Agaricomycetes, Agaricales, Psathyrellaceae. Gene Ontology annotation, biological process: tRNA import into mitochondrion; protein import into mitochondrial matrix; protein targeting. The record is from RefSeq and is a predicted model, not a curated record. Gene Ontology annotation, cellular component: mitochondrial outer membrane; mitochondrial outer membrane translocase complex.
AUGGAGUCAAGGUCAACGGUCCUCACUGUCGCCGCCGUCGUCGCGACCGGCGUUCUUGCCUAUGCAGUCUACUUUGACUACAAGCGCAGGAAUGACCCAGACUUCCGCAAGAAACUCAAAAAAGAGAAGAAGCGCGUCAACAAGUCGCUGGCUGCAUCGCAGCAGGCUGAAGCAGCGGCGUCUGCUGUCUCGCCUGCGAUGCUGAGGGAGGCGCUUGAGGCUCUCAGGAGCGAGCCGCCUGUUCCGUUGGAAGACCGGGAGAAUUAUUUCAUGGCGCAAGUCAGCAUGGGUGAACAGCUGGCUACCCAGGGUCCCACUUUCCAUCUGCCAGCAGCCAUCGCUUUCUUCCGGGCGCUUAGGAUCUAUCCUGCACCUGCCGAGCUCAUUGGUAUUUAUGAAAAGACUGUCCCGGCUCCUGUCUUCAAGCUUGUUCUGGAGAUGACCAAUAUGGACACUCGCAGACCCAGUCAUAGAACCAGCCAGCUCUUCACAUCCUGUCCGUUAAUCCUGGACCGAUGGAUGGAUGGAAGGAACGCGGGGGGCUACCGCUUGCAUGUAAAAAAGACACCCAUUUUAAUAAUUUAUACUCUAAUCCUCCCUGCGCUUCGCUAUCUAUUGUUUCGCUUUGCAUUCAUUCAUCUGUUGCAACACGUUCUAAUACACACCUCUCCUCCCUUUGCGCGCACAAUCGUCUCGUUUCAACAGGUCGUCGCCCGUGUCACUGGAUACUAUGAUGUCUUCCCGCCUAAAUCGAUGAAUGUCUCUGUCGUCGACCAGCAAACCUCGACUGCUAUGAAAGGGCCUCGUAAAGUCUUGGUUGUCAACCGUGAUUUCGCCGCCGGUGAAACUAUCUAUAAGGAACACCCCAUCGUCGCCGUUCUCGACAGCGAUCUACAAAUUGCUGGAACCCACUGCACACACUGCUUCCGUGUCAUCGAACCCGGCCUCUCCAUCACCGACGAAAAUGUCUCUAAAAUCAUGCCCUCCGCCUACUGCUCCAAAUCCUGUCUCGUUGCUUCCAAGACUCGCGGUCAUGCUCUCCUCUUCACUGACGAAUCUCCUCUCCCUAAAGAACUCCUCGCCGGCCCCAUGCCUGAUAUGCUCGACUCAGCCGGACGCCAAGCAGCCCAACAAAAGUUCUACGACUACCUCAAGUCGUCUAACCGAAACCUCCCACUCGUCGCUGCCAGGUUCAUCGCUCGUCAAAUCGUGGCCGAGACCAACAGACUCGCUAGUCUCGCUUCAGGAAUUGGUGCCAAACCCUCGCCUUCCACUCCCGGAUCUGGAUCGGAAGAGAACGAUUAUGUCAACGCUGAGGACGGUGAUUAUCAGUUGGCUGACCAUUUGGAGAGGUGGAGAUUCAUGGACGUGGUUCCUCCCGAGGGAGAGAUGUCUUUAAUCACCGACUUGCUGAAGCAGACGUUGCCGGGUUUGGAUCAGUUUACUACGGAGGAACGGUAUGCCAUUUUGUCGGGAAAAAUGGCCUACAACGCAUUCGGUGUCUGCUUCAACGGUGGUCGUGAUGAUAGGCCCGCCCCAGAGGUUCGCCCCGAGGAAGUCGAGAAGACCCGUACCCCCUACGGAACCUCUCGUCAAAUCGGCAGCGCAGUCUACACCGUCUCGAGCUACCUCACCCAUUCUUGCGACCCUUCCGCACGCGUCUCCUUCAGCUCCGGAACAACCGAACUCCACCUCGUCGCCAAUCGCGACCUUAAAAAGGGCGACGUCGUUACCAUCGCCUUCGUCGAUGUCAACCAGCACCCUGACGAGUCCGUCGCGGAAUGCAAACGCCGACGCCGCGUUGAGUUGGCCCGUGGCUGGAAAUUUGCUUGUGGGUGCGAUAGAUGUGAGGCUGAGGCGCGUGAAUUCCCGGCUUCUCAGCCUCAAGCUGAGGGUGCUGGCGCUCCUUCUGACCCUGAGGAAGUGGUUGGUGAUCAAUCAAAGGUCGAAUCUUCCAUGGAGAACUUUGAAGCCAACCCUCCCGCACCUAUCUCUUUGAACGUCGUUCAUGACGUCGAGUAAACCCCUCACUACAGUCCAGCUAGUCAAAAUCUCUUUACUACGCACUCCUCUCUUACUAUUGCCUGCCUA